Molecule: messenger RNA, 1603 nt
Organism: Portunus trituberculatus (swimming crab)
Lineage: Eukaryota; Metazoa; Arthropoda; Malacostraca; Decapoda; Portunidae
Product: coiled-coil domain-containing protein 97-like
Source: RefSeq, a predicted model, not a curated record
UCUCCUUGGCGCGGACGUUUUCUGCACGACACCACAAUCACACACACAGCUCAGGAUUAAGCCUUGCUCCUUCUGGUUGCGAUUAAGCUGAUGUGAACUGAACGAAUCAGAUCCUCCACUUGGAGAUCUCAUAAGCCCUGAGGACAGCCCCUGAGACCCUCACAAGCGAGACAGCUGCCUCGUCAUCCUCAGAUGUUACUGAUGUUGGCUGCCUUACCAACCACAGCCCUUGAUCCCAACAAGCCAAGAUCUGAGUUUGUCGACUGUCCACCCACCAUUAUAUGAAACUUGGGCAAAAAAAACCCUGGGCAUUAGAAAAGUCCAACAUUUACUGUUGCUUCUCAUAACGUGUUCUCAAAGUCAAACUCAUGUGGGGUGAAUUUGAAGAUGAGGAACAAGACAAGAGAAAAGUAUGUCACCAGGCAGAGUCAUCACCAGAGAGACCAUGUGUAGCCAGUGAAAUACCUGAAAACACAGCCGCGGAAGAUGAAAACACAGCCACGGAAGAUGAAAACAUGUAUGCAUUGCCACUCAGAGAUCGACUAGUCCAUUUUCUGUCUGCCAGUAACAUUGAAGUGAAAAGUCAGCAGAUGUGUGAACCUGAUCUCACUUAUGAAGAAAGAAAAGAAAUCAUUGAAAAUCUCUUAAGUGAAAAACCUGGACAGUUCUUGUACAGGUUUGGCAAGUAUCUGGAGCGAGAACACUUACAGUAUUUUCUGCAGUACGAAGAUGAUGUUGAAGUGGAUCAUUUUCUGACCGAGACAUUGAAGACCAAAAACAAACAUACAGCAAAAAUAACAGUGCGGAAUAGAAGAUACGCUGCCUUACAGAAGAUGCGGAAGUCUGGAGAUUACUUUAGUGAGGAAGAAAUGGAACGACGUGAUCCGCUUCUUUACGACCAUCUGAUUGGUCAACAUCAAACUCAAGAAGAGAGGGACCAAAAGUACAGCACUAAUAACACUGAGGAAAAGUUUUCUACUCUGCUUCUGCAUCACAUUGACUAUCGUGCACACAAAGAGCUAAAGAAACGGCAAGAAGAUGAAGAAGAUGACAUGCUUGAAGAAGAAGACUCAGACUCAGAUGAUAAUGACAAUGAUGAUGGGGAUGCAGAGAUGAAUUCUGGUAUUGAAUCCAGAGAAAAGCAGAUGUUCAAAGAAGAAUUCUAUUCUGCAGGAUACAAUGCUUUUAUAAGAGGAGAAAAUCAGGACUUUGAUUACAAGGAAGUUGAUGACAAUGAUGCCCUUGAUCUGUUAGAAAUUCAGGCUAGAGAUGAAGAGGAAAGAUACUUUGAUGAGGAGGAAGAAGGAUCACAUCAUGACAUGGAUUAUACUGAAAAUGAAAGCUGACAAGAAUUGCCAGACAAUUCUAAGAGUAAGUUACAAAUUGUGAAUGCAAUGGUCUUAUAAUAACUUUGUGGUGGAAACUAUUUACCAAUGAAUGUAUGUAAGUAUAGGAAUUGUUUUCUGAACAAUAUUGUGCAAUCUUAUUAAAAAAAAUCAACUUCAGUGUAGUUAUUUAGUUUGAAUGCUAGUAAAUGUCAGAAUUUAUAAUUAUAUUGUACUGGAACUAAUUGGCAUAAAUUACAUACAGAUAUUUAAGUGAA